AACGACCCGACCGGAAAACCAUCCGGCAGAGCGGAGCGGAGCAGGCGAGGAAAGAUGGCAGCCGCGGCAGUGGCUGAGUUUCAGAGAGCUCAGUCUCUUCUGGGAACAGACCGGAACGCCUCCAUCGAUAUCUUACACUCUAUAGUGAAGCGGGACAUCCAGGAGAGUGAUGAGGAGGCGGUGCGUGUUAAAGAGCAGAGCAUCCUGGAGCUGGGUGGGCUGCUGGCCAAGACAGGACAGGCUGCAGAGCUCGGGGGUCUGCUGAAAUAUGUCCGCCCCUUCCUCAACUCCAUCUCCAAGGCCAAGGCGGCUCGGCUGGUCCGCUCCCUGCUGGACCUGUUCCUGGACAUGGAGGCGGCCACGGGGCAGGAGGUGGAGCUCUGCCUGGAGUGCAUCGAGUGGGCCAAAGCUGAGAAGAGGACCUUCCUCAGGCAGGCACUGGAGGCUCGUCUCAUCUCACUGUAUUUCGACACAAAGUGCUACCAGGAAGCACUACAACUUGGCUCCCAGUUGCUGCAGGAGCUGAAGAAGAUGGACGAUAAGGCGCUGCUGGUGGAGGUCCAGCUGCUGGAGAGUAAGACCUACCACGCUCUCAGCAACCUGCCCAAGGCCCGCGCCGCCCUCACCUCCGCCAGGACCACCGCCAACGCCAUCUACUGCCCCCCCAAGCUACAAGCAGCUUUAGACAUGCAGUCAGGGAUCAUCCAUGCAGCGGAGGAGAAAGACUGGAAGACGGCGUACUCCUACUUCUACGAGGCCUUUGAGGGCUACGACUCCAUCGACAGCCCCCGAGCCAUCACAGCACUCAAAUACAUGCUGCUCUGCAAAAUCAUGCUCAAUUUGCCAGAGGACGUCCAGGCCCUCAUCAGUGGUAAACUAGCUCUACGGUAUGCUGGCAGACAGACGGACUCACUGAAAUGUGUGGCACAAGCCAGCAAGAACCGGUCGCUGGCAGACUUUGAAAAGGCACUAACAGAGUACAAAGCAGAGCUGAGGGAUGACCCCAUCAUCAGCACCCACCUGACCAAGCUGUAUGACAACCUGCUGGAGCAGAACCUCAUCAGGGUCAUUGAACCGUUCUCCAGGGUCCAGAUGGCACACAUUUCCUCCCUCAUCAAACUAUCAAAGGGAGACGUGGAGAGGAAAUUAUCACAAAUGAUCCUGGACGAAAAGUUUCACGGUAUCUUGGACCAAGGCGAAGGUGUGCUGAUCGUGUUUGACGAGCCGGUGGUGGACAAGACGUACGAGGCGGCCCUGGAGACCAUCCAGAACAUGAGCAAAGUGGUGGACUCGCUCUACAACAAAGCCAAGAAACUAACAUAAGAGUGAGACAUCCUGUCAGGAGGACGUGGGGCCAGUCAGACCAACGUUGUUCUCUCACUUCAGCUCCGGAGGGACGAGGACGAGGACAAACUCUUUACAACCCAGCAAGCAAACAACCAGCUGCCCAAUGAAGACCACCCAACAAACAACAACAACAACAACAACAGCGUGGAGGACGCAGCUCCUCCUCCCUCGUCUCCUCGUCUCUCGUCUCUUCCUCCCACUCUGAGCGUUGAUGUGACACAACGUGGACUAAUUCAGGCUCUGAGCCCCUCUCCUCCUCUCCUCUUCUGGUUUCUACUGUAUGUAAAAAAAUUGGACAUUUCCCCUUUUUUCCCCUGUUUCUCUCUGCGCUGGCCAUCAGGGAAUCUUGUAAAAUAACAGUAAAGAAUACAUAUACUGUAAUUAUACAUACAUGUAUUAUAUAUAAAAGAAAAAAACAACACGACAUGUUGGAUAAGAGUGUAACUGGGGUAAUGGUGGGUUGGUUGGUUUCGUGUCUCACUGGAUUCUUCCCGUUGGGUUCUGUUGGGUUCUGUUGGGUUCUCCAACCAGCCCUGGAACCUGAAUGUUUCAAUCUCAAUGAUUUUCUGCGGUUUUGAAGAAUCGUCCCACAGUUAACGUGUCACCUGAAGAGGCUUUUUCCAAUCGGUGGCCACCACAACGACCCCUCCCUGACCCCCACAUGACCCCUGACCCCUCCCACCCUGAGUGGCCUCAUCACCCACUCACUCACCCACUCACAAGGCAUUCUGGAUUCGUGGACCAUACAGGGAAUUAGCUCUUCUGUCCACUCGGGACCAUGCCACGAGGAGAGAAGGACUUUCAUUAAUUUCCUCCCUCUCUUGCACUCCCACUUCCUGUUUGUAUAUAACAUUGCCAAGCGCCUCUGUUCAUUCAUGAUGUAUUCACACUCUCCCCUUUUUUAUAAUGCGUAAGAACAGAGGAACCCUCGCUCAGUCACACUGAAGAGCUUUUGAUGCUGGAGAACGUGGCUGAGAGGAACUCUGUGCAGGUCGGUUUGUGCAGAAAAGGGCGCUGAAGAAAAUCAAGCUGUACAUUUUUGGGGAAACUUAAUUUUGCAAGGACUUGAGGGUUUACCAUAUAUGACAUAGAGAAAGACAAAUGCUAAUAAAAAAAAUUUAAACCUGCAGAUUUUUUGUGAUUUUAAGCAUCCUGGAGAUAAGAAUGUGUUGGAGGUUUUUCCACUGUGGGGUUAUUAGCUUUGUGUCUUUAUAAUACGAUCAAACACUUUCCACACUGCACUCAACUCAAUCUCCUCAUUGGGACCUAUACGCUGCAAGAUGUAAAACGAUUGGGCAGACUCGAUUGGAGUGACAGCAACAGCACGGCAACUUCCACUGUUGCUUCAACCCAGAUUCCAAAAAAGUUGGGUAACUUACAAAAGUGUAAAUAAAAGUAAAUGUGAACUUAUGCAAUUCCUUUUUGACCUGUAUUCAAUUAAAUAAGUACAAAAGCAAGACAUUCAAUGCUCAAACUAUUUUUUUUACUUCAAUGCAUUAUAUUUAUCCUUUACAAAGUACACUACCGGUCAAAAGUUUUAGAACACACCAACUUUUCCAGAAUUUAAUUGAAAAUGAUGCAGUUUAAUGUCUCAGUGUACUCUGAAAUUAAUGCACAUUUGCAACAUUUAAAAUUCUUUAUUGAGCAUGAUAGUGUUUUGAAAGUAAAAAAAAGAUUCAAAAUCACAUUUUAUGUUGGACUAAAGGACUAAAAAAAGACACAAAAUGACCAAAAAAAGACAAAAUGACAAAAAAGACACAAAAUGACUUACAAAGACAUGAAAAGAAUUCAAAAAUGGACAAAAUAGCCCAAGACUCCAUAGAGUUAAGUUGUUAACCCAUUUCUUGUUCCCUGAAAAAGGCCUACUUGUAUAAUUCUGAAAUGUACAUUAUUUUCCAGUUUUGGUUAAGCUUACCUUUUUUUAUUUACCUCUGGCAGUUCACCACUUACCUUU
This is a messenger RNA of Centropristis striata (black sea bass), 3301 nucleotides long. RefSeq names its product 26S proteasome non-ATPase regulatory subunit 11A. The record is from RefSeq and is a predicted model, not a curated record. The transcript has 13 exons. The coding region runs from base 55 to 1323 and encodes 422 amino acids. Gene Ontology annotation, molecular function: structural molecule activity; protein binding. Gene Ontology annotation, biological process: ubiquitin-dependent protein catabolic process. Gene Ontology annotation, cellular component: proteasome regulatory particle, lid subcomplex. Lineage: Eukaryota; Metazoa; Chordata; Actinopteri; Perciformes; Serranidae.